AUGGUUAAAAUUCUUGGUCACGAUAUUAAAGCUCCCGAACCAGAAGAACUAUCAUUUGAAAACGAAAAUGGAACAUAUAAAACGCUUAGUGAUUUUAUUAUGUUACGUAUACUAGUAAACUACGUAUUACAUGAUAAAAAUAUUCACCCUGGUGACAGCCGUGAAGUUUCCAAGAUAGCAUCGAAGGAAUGGAAAAAAAGAACACAGGAGCUAAAAGAUUUUCUAAAAAAUUAUACAAAGAAAGUGAACUUGUAUCGCAAAAAUAAAUUAUUACCUACCUUUCGAACUUUCAAACCAAACGCAAAGAAAGUUCGUUCCUCUAAACGAGCGUUUAAGACUACAGUCCCAUCGAAACAAGUAAGCUCUGGAAGCAUGAUUGUGAAUCAAGCUCGUUCCCCUAAACAAAUGGUUAAUACUACCGACCCUUCUAAGCAAUUAAUCUCUGUAGACAUGAUGCUUAACGGAAUUCCAUUGACUCCUAUGGAACGUCCCGGAACCGGUCAGGCUUUCGAUAUGAUUGAAGGUAAUAAUAACGUAGUCAGUGAUUACUAUGAAGAUUUUGAAGAAUUCAUUGAUGUAGAAAAAAAUAUUGAAGGUGAUAAUAAUGUAGUCAGUGAUGAUUAUAAAGAGUUUGAAGAAUUUAUUGAUGUAGAAAAAAUUUAUG
Molecule: messenger RNA, 664 nt
Organism: Cetraspora pellucida
Lineage: Eukaryota; Fungi; Glomeromycota; Glomeromycetes; Diversisporales; Gigasporaceae
Source: the annotation of a GenBank genome assembly